Molecule: messenger RNA, 896 nt
Organism: Linum tenue
Lineage: Eukaryota; Viridiplantae; Streptophyta; Magnoliopsida; Malpighiales; Linaceae
Source: the annotation of a GenBank genome assembly
UUGUUUCCCUUUUGCUCUCUCUUCUCUCCUUCUCUGAAUCCAGAAGAGAAUCUCAAACUCAGCUCUCUCUGUGGCUGUGGGUAUGGAAUAACUAAUAAGGGAAAGGGUAGGGAAGGUUUUUAUUACGCUCUCUGUUUUGUGCAAAGUUUCUGUUGUUUUCCUUUCCUUUCCUUGUGAGUGCAUAAAAGGAAACGAGAUGGGUUGGCUGCCAAUUGCCCAUUUCCUAAUUGCAAUACAGGCUCGACUCAAAAUUGGUCUCAGUCUCAGCAGAGCUCCAGAUGGUGGUCUUAUUACACUCUUUACUGUGUGCCCAUGGGACUGGCUCACUGCAUCGGGAAGCAUGAUGUUCUCCUUACUUUAUUCACCUAAACCUAACAUGCGAGUAGAGUGGGGUAAAAGGAAGGAAGGGGGCAUUUCCUUCUUCUUGGCUGGCUAAGCUUGGUUAGGUCAGGUCCACUGAUUAGUUGGGUCACAACAUCAUGAAUGAUUGAGUAGUUGAUAACAGUGAGGCUCCAACAGCAAAUAUACGUGUGUAUUGUAUUUGUUGCAAAGGAGAGGGAGACGUUGAGAGUGACCAAAAAUAAAAUAAGGUUAUUAGAGAAAUUUUUAGCAUGGCUAUUUUCUUAAUUGUUUGCAAGCUCAGCUCCAGAUUUGCUGAUCGAGAAAUUUGAAUGGAUCAAGAGGGAGAAAGUAAGUGGAGAUGUGCGAAAUCGAGAUGUGUUGAUUUUUGAGCAAAGUGUAGCGGGAAAAUGGAAAGAAUUAAUUGCACACAGCAACACACAUUUUCAUAGGCAGAAACACAUUUAUCAGGGGGAGUAUUAGUAUAAGGAUUAAUGUUGACGUUUUUUUGAGUUUUAGUCCCCUGAAUCUUGAUGGCUUCUCAAAAGAAUACCUAC